AUGAGAAUCAAACAAACAAAAAAAGAAAUCAAUAAGGGACUAAAAGAUAAAUGUAAGUGGCUUGAGGAGACAUAUCGUGGAUCAGAAGGUGUCGAUAAUCGUCGAGCAUACGUUGUUUGUAACGUUGAUCAGCCAAAUGUUGAUAAUUGGUUGCGAACACCGAUAAUUAAUGUGAAAGGAGCAAAUCGUUUGCAUGUCGAAGUAACUUUUACGAUGCGUGAUUGUAGUGAAUUCCCAGGUAAUGCUCGUUCAUGUAAGGAAACAUUCCGAUUAUAUGCUGUUCAAGUAAUGAACAAUGAACAAUAUCAAAAUGUUUGGAAUUCCGAUUACUGGGAUUUGAUAGAUCGAUUGACCGCUGAUACAGGACGAUAUUCGAAACACGAUCCAACUACAGCUGCUGUAAAUCGAGAAGUUCGCAGCUAUACUGUGACUAAAGAUGCUGUAUAUUUUGCUUUUCGAGAUUCGGGUGCUUGUAUAUCAAUACUUAAUGUUAAGAUUUUUUAUGAAGUAUGUCCGGAAAUAACUCGUUCAUUUGUACAUUAUCCGGAAACAGUAACUGGCGCUGAAGCACAUUCAAUCAUUGCUGUUAAUGGUAAAUGUGUUGCAAAUUCUUCACCUGCUGGUGGUAUCAAGCAAGCAACAUAUGUUUGUAAAGCAACCGGAUCAUGGGAUAUGGCUAAUGGUGAAUGUCGCUGUGACAAAGGUUAUGCAUCAUCGAUUAAGCAUAAUACCUGUACUGCUUGUUCCGUUGAAUCAUACAAAGCAAAAAAUGGAUUAGGCGAUUGUGAGUCAUGUCCUCGACAUAGUAGUACAAGAAAUAUUGGUAGUGUGGAAUGUCAAUGUGAUCCGGGAUACUAUCGGGCCGAAGAUGAAGGGCCUGAAUUUUCUUGUACACAGCCACCAUCAAAACCAUCACAUAUUACGGUAGCAAAAAUUGAUGAAACAUCGGUUACAAUUGAAUGGGAUGAACCAUUAAUGCUUGGUGGACGAAAGGAAUUGUGGUAUCGUUAUCAAUGUCCCGAAUGUCCGGCAACAACAAUUGCUCAUCCAACUGAAAAUACAUUUACAACACAACGUUUAGAAUUGACUGCUUUAAAAUCUGGUUCCACAUAUACGGUGUUAAUUUUUGCAGAAAAUAAAGUAUCAAAGAUGGAAUCAAUUAUUAGUCAAUACGCAUUGGUUGAAUUUACGACAUUAACUAUGGUACCAUUAGUAAACGAUCUUCGAAUUGAGGGUGUACAGGAGAAUGGUGUCACAAUUGCAUGGAAAGUAAUGGAUGCAAUUAAAAAAGAACUUACUUAUGAAAUUGAAUCAUUCCACAAUGAUUCAUUAGCAGUUGUCGAAACUGCACGAAGCUAUUAUACGUUUGAAAGUUUGAAGCCACAAUUUAUGUAUUCAUUUAGGGUACGUGUAGUAAGUGAAGAUGGACGUGGUAAAUGGAGUGAACCAUUAUUAUAUCAACCUGGUCGAAGUUUACCAUUUGGACCAAUAAGCCAUAAUGUUGAUAAUAAUGAUGAUUAUAUGCAUAAUAAUAGCAUUGUCGAUUUGCAUUGGUCAUCAGCUGGACCACCGUUAUGGGUAUGGGUUUUAUUACUAUGUGCCUUCAUGAUUAUUGCCCUAUUCACAUUACUUAUUUGUUUACGACAAAAUCGAAAUCGAAAACGAUUAAGCGAUUGUGAUGGUAUCGAUUUCUAUAAAAAUGGUACAUUAACGCCAGACUUCAAUGCACCAACUUCACAAGGCCCUGUGCAGAAUUUUUUUCGCGUAAAAUUGGGUUCACCACUAAUAAAUUACGGUUCAUCGCAAUCAACUAGUUAUGGUGAAACUGCUCGUUUCAAACCUUAUGUUGAUCCGGCAGCAUAUGAAGAUCCAAAUCAGGCUUUGUCGGAAUUUGCGAACGACGUUGAUCCGGCCUUGAUACGUAUCACAGAAGUUAUUGGAAGUGGCGAAUUUGGUGAAGUUUGUAAAGGUGUCUUGCAACCAUCUUAUAGAAUGACCUCUUCUGAUAUUAGUCAGGUUCAGACUGUCGCUAUUAAAACGUUAAAACCAGGCAGCAGUGAUAAAGCAAAAGGUGAUUUUCUAAUGGAAGCAUCUAUUAUGGGUCAAUUCGCUCAUGAAAAUGUAAUCCGGUUAAUUGGCGUAGUAACGAAAAAUGAACCAAUUAUGAUAGUAAUUGAAUAUAUGGAAAAUGGAUCAUUAGAUCAGUUUUUGCGGAAGAAUGAUAAUGGAAUUAUUGCAUUAGUGCAAAUAAUUGAUAUGCUACGAGGAAUAUCGGCUGGAAUGAAAUAUCUUACCGAAAAAGGCUUUAUACAUAGGGAUUUAGCAGCUCGAAACGUUUUGGUAGAUUUGAAUUUGCUGUGUAAAAUUGCUGACUUUGGUUUAAGUCGUGGUGUAGAUGGAUCUGUUGAACAAGAAUAUACAACAAAUGGUGGAAAAAUACCAGUACGUUGGACAGCACCUGAAGCUAUAACCCAUCGGAAGUUUACAGCUGCCUCAGAUGUUUGGAGCUUUGGUGUUGUUAUGUGGGAGGUUUGCUCAUUUGGUGAACGGCCAUAUUGGGAUUGGACGAAUCAAAAAGUAAUCAGUGAAAUAACAUUAGGAUAUCGUUUGCCAUCACCAAUGGAUACACCGAUAUCGUUACAUAAUUUAAUGUUGCAAUGCUGGCAUAUUGAUCGUCAUAAAAGACCAACAUUUGCACAAAUUCUUAAAAUUCUCGAAGAAUAUGUUCGUCAACCGUCACUAAUCUAUGCCGAUGAUUUGAGUAAUUUGACGACAGCAAAUGUCGGAUUUUCAACAUUUGAUACGCUUCCACGUUCAGUUGAUACGAAUGCAUCACCAACAUCUUUAUCAUUAUCUUCACAACUUUCAUUGGAUGAAUUUUUGAAGCGUAUUGGUUUGGGACAUUGUGCAUUGAAACUUAACAUGGCCGGUGUUAGUAGGAUUUCCGAUUUAAUACGCCUUGGUCAUAUUGAUUUACUCAGUUACGGGUUAAUUGCUGAAGAAGUACAGAUAAUACGAAAUGCUCUGAAGAGGCCGGGUCCGACUACCACAUUACAACAUACGAGAAGUCGUCCGGAACAUCAACGUAUGCAAUCAUAUCAUUUAUCCCCUCAAUCUCGUACUGCAGCCUUUACUUCAUCUCGACUUGCAACAAUGCCGAGAGUUCUGUCAUCAUUUCCAUCCUCCAGUAAAGAUAGCUUCUUUGUAUGA
Molecule: messenger RNA, 3210 nt
Organism: Cercopithifilaria johnstoni
Lineage: Eukaryota; Metazoa; Nematoda; Chromadorea; Rhabditida; Onchocercidae
Source: the annotation of a GenBank genome assembly